This is a messenger RNA of Branchiostoma belcheri (Belcher's lancelet), 1345 nucleotides long. RefSeq lists its product as uncharacterized. Lineage: Eukaryota; Metazoa; Chordata; Leptocardii; Amphioxiformes; Branchiostomatidae. The transcript is spliced from 6 exons. Gene Ontology annotation, molecular function: gamma-glutamylcyclotransferase activity; glutathione specific gamma-glutamylcyclotransferase activity. Gene Ontology annotation, biological process: glutathione catabolic process. Gene Ontology annotation, cellular component: cytoplasm. The record is from RefSeq and is a predicted model, not a curated record. Bases 22 to 1272 code for a protein of 416 amino acids.
GUCAGACCGUUGCUUACCAGGAUGUGGGUGUUCGGCUACGGCUCUCUCACUUGGAAAGUAGAUUUUCCAUAUAAGAGAAAGAUUACGGGCUAUAUCAAUGGUUUUGCGAGAAGGUUUUGGCAGGGGAGCACAGACCACCGCGGUGUACCAGGAAAGCCCGGCCGGGUGGUGACUCUUGUGGAGAUCCCCGAGGAAUCUGUAUGGGGAGUUGCAUACGAAGUAGCAGAGGACGAUGUUGCCAGUGUUUCCCAGCACUUGGACUUCAGAGAGAAGGGAGGAUACACGAAACAUUCGGUCCUGUUUCACCCUGCAGACACCUCCGUCCAACCCUUCACUUUACUGCUGUACAUAGGAACUGACACAAACCCAGAGUUUCUAGGAGAUGCACCCCUGAGUGAAAUAGCCGAACAGAUAGCUCAUUCAGUCGGACCCAGUGGAAAGAACACAGAGUAUCUUUACCAACUAGCAGAGGCUAUGAGGACACUUGUGCCACACAAACCAGAUACACAUUUAUUUGAGCUGGAGAGACUAGUUAAAGAGAUAGAGACUCAGAGUCAUAAUAACUGUAUGGGCAUAUACAGUAUAUGUGAGAUCAUGUUGGUGCAAUACACGAUGAGGCCGCUGGAGGGCGUCUCGUGGCAAAGUUCAGGAUCAGUGUCAUCCGGGUUUACACCUGUCAGCUGGUGCGAACACUCGGGGGUGUUGGGUUGGGAACUUGGGCUACACAUGUGGAUUUUCGGCUAUGGUUCGCUCAUUUGGAGCGUGGACUUUCCCUACCAGAAGAAGAUGACAGGUCACAUCAAAGGGUUUUCUCGUCGAUUUUGGCAGGGAAGCAUUCGUUAUCGAGGCAACCCCGGCAAGCCAGGGAGGGUGGUGACACUGGUACAGGACCCCGAGGAUUGUGUAUGGGGAGUUGCAUAUCAACUUCCAGAGGACAACCUGGACAGUGUUCUGGAGCAUUUGGCCUUUAGGGAAGACAUCUACUACAAGGAGUCCGUGCUCUUCUAUCCAGUAGACUCCUCCACCCAGCCCUUUGGUGUGAUGGUUCACAUUAGUGUUAAAAAUGAGAACAACCCACACUAUCUGGGCCCUGCCUCCAUAGAAGACAUGUCACAGCAGAUAGUGCACAGUUCUGGAAGUGCAGGGAGGAACUCGGAGUAUGUGUACAAGCUAGCAGAGUUCAUGAGGACAGUGGCACCAGAUAAACAGGAUGAUCAACUAUUUAACUUAGAGAGAAUGGUUAGAGAAAGGGAGACAAAUUGCAUUGAAUAGAAGUCCUUUGAGCUUUGUUAUAAGUCAGUAAUCUACAGUCUCUGCUGGUAUAAAAUUGUCUUGAGACAGGACA